CUUAAACUUUUUUUUUUCAAAGACAAUCUUCUCCGCUCCAUUCCUUUUCUUCCUGUCCUGUCAGUAACAAUUGCAUGUUUUGCCGGGCAGAAGCACCCUUUUUCUUAUUCUCUCAUUCUUCUCUCUUUCCUUCCUUCUCUCUUUCUUAUUUAUAUCCCUUCCUUCCUUCCUUUUCUCUUUCUUUCUUUCUUUCCUUUCUCUGAUCUCUUUUCAUUCACACAUUCAUAUAUAUUCAUUCAUUCAUUCAUACAUACAUUCAUACAUACAUUCAUUCAUUCAUUCAUUCAUACAUUCAUUCAUACAGACAUUCAUUCAUUCAUACAGACAUUCAUUCCAUCUUUGUACACCUCCAUAGCUAGAUAUAUCACACCUUCGCAUUCAAUCCAAUUCAAAUCAAAUCAAAACCAGGGCAUUCUAUUCCAUCUAUCCAUUCCCUCUCCCUCCUCUUUGAAGAAGAAGAAAAUAAAAUAAAUGAUGGCGCAGUUUCCUGCAUUGGAGGCCUAUGUGAGCAGGAUGACGGGUCAACGUCAUAACCCUGAUAAGCUCAGAGCUCCUCCCAAGGCCCCUCCUUCUCGCCUUGCUGUCCUACUUUCUUCCUUCAUCGGUUCUUUUGUCGGCAUUGCCAUCGUUUCUUCCCUAACCUACAAUGCCCAAUGGUUCAUCGAUCGAAAUGUGCCCGUCAUGGCUGGUUCCUUUGGUGCCUCUGCUGUCCUCAUCUACGGUGCCAUCGAAGCUCCCUUGUCCCAGCCUCGCAACGUCAUUGGUGGCCACAUCAUGUCCUCAUUGAUUGGAGUUUCGCUCUACAAGUUAUUUAAUCUACUCUCUCCCGAGACCUUUGCCAAGCUGCAUUGGUUACUCUGCUCCCUUGCAGUCUCCAUCUCACUCUUCUGUAUGCAGUUGACCCACACAGUCCACCCGCCUGCCUCUGCUACUGCCCUGAUCGCCGUCUCCGGUGGCCAAACACUCUACGAUCUUGGCUAUUGGUAUGUGCUCUGUCCCAUCGGCCUCGGCGUUGCUCUGAUGAUGAUCGUCGCCCUAAUCGUCAACAACGUCGCAAGAAAAUACCCGACCCAUUGGUGGAAUCCAAAAAAGCAAAAGAUCGCCGUCAUCGAUCAAGACAUGGCCACCUCCAUUGCCGAUUAUGUCCCCGAUAAUGAUGACAACGACGACGAUGAACAGGCAACUCGAGAUGGCAACUCUAGCAUAAAACAGCAGGAUGCAAACACAGCCGUGCCCGCCAUCGCCAUCACCGGCUCUUCUUCAGCCUCGUCUACAGUCAAUGAGCUAGCAAACACCUCUUCGCCCACCAUCAGUCCUUCUCAUCACCCUAGAUCUCCCUCACAUUCUCACUCUUCUUAUCUUCAUGAACCCCAGUAUGCUGUUUAUUAUGGGGGUGAGCAUCACAGGAUUCUAAGAGAUGGUGAACGUCUACAUCAAGAUCAAACCGACUCGGAUACGACGACACACGAUCUGGAGCACGGUCCAAAGAACCAACGCCACCAGUCCAGCAUCUUGAUCAGAAUGCGAAGUUUUCCCAAUUCCCCUCACCUGUCCUCUGGCACUCAUAGUCAUGGUAGUCAUCAUACAGAGGAAAGCUAUCGCUCAACCAUUGAGCGUCUUCAACAGCGCAUUCAAGAGCUCGAGAAUCAACUCGCUGCUGCUUCACCUGUUCCUGAUGCCUCCAAGUAAAAAAGUUUAAAAAAGCUUAAAAAAGUAUAAAUAUGAAAAAAACAGUAAUAAUAACAUUCAUCAUCAAUCAUUAACAUCAUCAUCAUCAUCAUCAUCAUCAUUAUCAUUAUCAUUGUAUAUAAAUAUUUAUAAAGUCCCAUAUACAUACCUCUUGACUCUUGACCUUCUUUUUCAUUUAAUAAAAUACCAUAUAUAUAUAUGCG
Messenger RNA from Lobosporangium transversale, 1892 nucleotides. Its product is annotated as HPP family-domain-containing protein. The coding region runs from base 472 to 1689 and encodes 405 amino acids. NCBI's taxonomy places the organism in Eukaryota, Fungi, Mortierellomycota, Mortierellomycetes, Mortierellales, Mortierellaceae. The record is from RefSeq and is a predicted model, not a curated record. The transcript is spliced from 2 exons.